UUUUUCAAUCUGCUUGCUCUGCCCGACCACGCGGAGAGAGAGCUCAAAAAGCAAAUGAAAGACAUUGUCACGUACACAUUUCUACUACAGUGACCUUUCUCCUUUGGAUUCUCAGAUCGAAAGUCGCUCUCCUCUUCUUCUCCGAUCAUCUACUCUUCCAUCUCCGCCUCCACAUCCGACUAAUUGAUCUCCCAAUCUCCGCUGCCGUUGAUAUAUCAGUUACAACAUAACAACGGUACUAUCUUUUUUCUUUAUAUCAAACACUUUGAGCAAAUAUCCUAGAAAUGGCACCAAGCACCAUCCGUAAAGCAAUCGGAGCGGUAAAAGAUCAAACGAGUAUAAGCAUAGCUAAAGUUGCAGGCAACAUAGCGCCUGACCUUGAAGUUUUGGUUGUUAAAGCCACUAGUCAUGAUGAAGAACCUGCUGAUGAUAAGCAUUUAAGAGAAAUUAUAAAUCUUACUUCUUAUUCCAGAGGUUAUGUUAGUGCUUGUGUAGCUACUGUGUCUAAACGCUUAAGUAAAACGCAUGAUUGGAUUGUGGCUAUUAAGGCUUUGAUGCUUGCUCACAGGCUUCUUAUUGAUGGACAUCCUUCAUUUGAAGAGGAAAUUCUGUAUGCCUCUAGAAGAGGAAUGCGUGUUCUGAAUAUGUCGGAUUUUAGAGAUGAAGCACACUCGCAUUCAUGGGAUUAUGCUGCCUUCGUUAGAUUUUAUGCUAUGUAUCUUGAUGAGAAAGUUGAAUUUGGGGCUUCUGAAAGAAAAUUGAGUGCUAAUCAGAGGAAAUUUGAUGAGGGCGAUGAUUUUGAUUAUAGGACGGGUAGGAAAUCCAGGUCUUAUGGUGAUGUGAAUGAUGAUUCUGCUGGGAGGGAACAGAGGAAACAAGCUACACCAAUUAGAGAAAUGAAGCCAGAGCAGGUUCUUGACAAAUUGAACCAAUUAUUGAGGAUGCUUGAUAGAGUUUUGGCUUGCAGGCCAACAGGCAUGGCUAAGAAUAAUAGGUUGGUGCUCACCUCUCUUUAUGGAAUUGUGAAGGAGAGUUUUGAGUUAUAUAUUGAUAUAUGUGAGGCACUGGGGGUGUUGUUGGAUAGAUUUACUGAGAUGGAGUAUUCAGAUUGUGUUAAGGGUUUUGAUAUGUAUGUUGCUGCAGCGAAGAUGAUAGAUGAGCUUGUUGGGUUUUAUGGUUGGUGUAAGGAUAUUGGGAUUGCAAGAUCAUCUGAGUUCCCUGCUGUCAAGAAAAUUACUGAUCAGUUACUAGGGACACUUGAGGGAUUUUUAAAAGAAAUGACUAAUAGACCAUCUAAGAAUCCUGAGAUAAUUAAGGAGGAGGAGAAGGUUCCAAUUAAGCAAGAGCCUGAACCAGAUAUCAAUGAGGUCAAAGCUCUUCCUCCACCUGAAAACUAUACCCCUCCAUCUCCUCCUGAGCCAGAGCCCAAGCCCCAACCGCCAAAGGCGACAGAGGAUUUAGUUAAUUUGAAAGAUGAUGCAGUUUCAGCUGAUGAGCAGGGAGACAAAUUGGCUUUGGCCUUGUUCUCUGGACCGGCAGCUGUAAAUACUAACGGUGGAUGGGAAGCAUUCCCAUCAAAUGGAAAGGCUGAAGUUACUUCAGCAUGGCAGACACCAGCUGCUGAGAGUGGGAAAGCAGAUUGGGAAUUAGCAUUGGUGGAAUCAGCCAGUAAUCUAUCAAAGCAGAAAGCUAAUUUAGCAGGUGGCAUGGAUUCACUGCUAUUGAAUGGAAUGUAUGAUCAAGGGGCAGUCAGGCAACAUGUGGGCACUACUCAAUUGAGUGGUGGAAGUGCAAGUAGUGUAGCAUUGCCUGGUCAAGGAAAGAGUGCGACUCCAGUUUUGGCAUUACCUGCCCCUGAUGGGACAGUCCAGCCAGUUGGAAAUCAGGACCCAUUUGCCGCAUCUCUUGCAGUUCCACCUCCCUCAUAUGUACAGAUGGCAGAGAUAGAGAGGAAGCAGCAGUUGCUAGUUCAGGAACAGCAGCUAUGGCAACAAUAUGGAAGAGACGGGAUGCAAGGCCAAAUGGGUUUAUCCAAGAGUAAUGGUGCCUCUGGUUACUAUGGCCCCAAUCCCCAAUCAAUGGUGAUGCCUUAUGGGACGCCCCAGGUCAGUGGUGUGGGACAGCCAGGAGGUUACUACUAUACACCUUACUGAAGUUGCUUAUCUAAAUUAUAUUCUGCUUCUUACUAUGAUGCACAUUAGUAUCAUAUAUGCUUAUUUCCCAACCCUUUUCCACAGAUUAUCCUUUUAAAAUAUAUGUGAAUAUUGUUUUCCAUUAAUGUUCUCCAUGUAAUAACUUGCAUUUUCAGGUGAUGAGAGACUGUAAAAGAUUUCGGAAUCUUAUGCUGUAAUGUUUGAUUGGCAUUUGGCUUUUUAUCUUUUUGCCAUAUAUUUUUGUUCACUAAUAAAAACUGUUCUGUGCAUAUUUCUUGCU
This is a messenger RNA of Jatropha curcas, 2433 nucleotides long. Its product is annotated as putative clathrin assembly protein At2g25430. Gene Ontology annotation, biological process: clathrin-dependent endocytosis; vesicle budding from membrane; clathrin coat assembly. Gene Ontology annotation, molecular function: phosphatidylinositol-4,5-bisphosphate binding; SNARE binding; clathrin heavy chain binding. Gene Ontology annotation, cellular component: clathrin-coated pit; clathrin-coated vesicle. NCBI's taxonomy places the organism in Eukaryota, Viridiplantae, Streptophyta, Magnoliopsida, Malpighiales, Euphorbiaceae. The record is from RefSeq and is a predicted model, not a curated record.